Molecule: messenger RNA, 514 nt
Organism: Gossypium raimondii (Peruvian cotton)
Lineage: Eukaryota; Viridiplantae; Streptophyta; Magnoliopsida; Malvales; Malvaceae
Exons: 3
Coding region: 53-460 (135 amino acids)
Source: RefSeq, a predicted model, not a curated record
UGGACGCCUUCAGCUUUUUGACAUUACACAUAGGAAGAAAGAUGGAUCUCCUAUGGCUUCUGAAGCUGCAGAAAUUAUGGUUCUUUGUUCCUUGGUUUCUUCAUCGCAGUCGUCCCGAUUUGCUCAUUAUAGUAAUGGCUCGUCCGCAUUUAAUGUGCAUUCUUCAUUUGAUGAGGCUGUCACUUUCUUGGGGGAAAAAAUUCAGGCCGUUGAAUAUCAAAUCAGUAGGAGUAUUGCCUCCGAGGUGGUAGUUCAGCAGAAGUCAGAAGAACAUCAAAAGAUGGAAGAGAAAGCUUCAAAUUUGUAUUCAGCCUUAUGGUCAAUUGAAGGUUUAACCGACGAUCAGCGGUAUGAUGCUUUGAGUAAAAUUCCCGAUCAUCCAACUCAAAUGAUCGUUUUCUUUAGUUUACCUUCUGUUGCCCGAUUGGAAUGGGUCAGAAGAUUUCUUUCUCACCAUUAAAUAUCAAUGUUCAAACUUUUUGAUGUUGUAAAACUAUAUAACAUAUGGAUUAUG